ACGUUCAUAAAGUUGGCUUCAAAUUCGGAUUCGGAUUCCAGCACCACAUUCGUGGAAAAAAUGACAAAAACGGACCCCUCAGAAUCGAUUUAAAUUAACAGGGUAGAUAGAGCAGGACAUGCUUAUUAUGAAAAUAAAUCACCUAGGCUUGGCACCCCCUAAGAACUGAGGAAUCUUAGGUCAAAGUUCAAGGUCAUUCUCGGCGGACCCUUUGGAUUCUCGUAAAAAUUGGUACAACUAUAGUCCAUGAAGAGCUGAUUUCAAAAAUAUCAGUUUCUUACUUUGGCAAGCAGCACGAACUGAUAUAUAGUAGGUCAAAGGUCAGAAUCAAGGUCACGUAUGUGUAAUACAGGAAGUGGAAGUGACCACGUGGCCAGGUGAGAAAGGAGGACCCCUUAGAUUUCAAUAGUUUUUUGCUCAAUGAUGCAACCAAUGUUGGAGAUGCUACUGCUGGUUUUUCUUGUUUUGGCAAGGUCAAACUACGGAGAAAUGACGGGUCAAAGGUCAAGGUCAUUUUUAGCGGACCCUUUCGAUUCACAUAUAACUUUGUUUGCCAAUAAAGUUUUUAAUGCUGGUUAUUAUUCUGCGUAUUGUUAGGUUUGGCAGGUCUUAAAUUAUUUUAAAAUAUUUAAAUAAUUUAACAUUUAAUUCACCUAUCCCAACAUGGCUACCGUGCGAGCACCUAUCAAAACCUUGAUGAAAAUAACAAACCGAAAGUCGGAGAAACGCGAUUUGACCUUGGACGUGCUCCGUGUCAGUGCACUGGCCUAAGGCGUGCUGAAGAACUUGAUUUGCCAGGACUCCCACGACCACGACCAUGGCUCCAACUGGUGGUGGUGGACGACCCCCUCUUGCUGAAAACACGCCUUCUGUCUCCAGCCUGGCACCGGGCAUUUUGGAGGCAUCCAGAGGAGGGCAUUCGCCAGCGAAAAAUAUCUUCUGGCUAUCUUCACUUUUACACCUGGAGGGAAAGCCAAAGAACCAAAAACAGCGUUUGGCAGCUGCAGCAAGGGCGAGUGCUCUCCGACGAAGUUUCAUCAGAGGCGGGACUUUCCAAAGAAGGCGACAAAGCGGCCUGUAGCGCCGUUGCCUCUGUGCCGGUGCAUGGAGAUGGCCGAGCCUGCCUCUGGGCCGCCGGCAGUGCUGAGACUGCAGAGGGUGCCAACGCCGGCCAACCUAUACCUGGCUGCUCUCCGCUAAUACGAUGUCGCGGAUUUUAUGCCUGGCCUGGCCGACUCGCCCAGCUACGGCGGCACGCUGUCUCUUUGCGGCCCGCUGCGGCGGCUGCUGCGCGCCGCGGACGAUGCGCGCGCGGCUGCGGCGGCUGGCCGCCCGGUGGCUGCCGUUUGAACCUACGUGCGUGCGCCGACUGGACAGGAGCUGGGACCGGCGGCUCACCACUCUGCACAUGGCCGAACUGUGCACUGCCACCGACCGAGGGCUUGGUAACAUAUUGUUUCUGGAAUGUUCACGGGUUCCACCCCUGCUCAAAGACUUAAUAAGUGCGCCGAAACUCGUCAGCAUCUUGGGAACUACACCGGAGUGCACCUGCUGCGGCUGCUGCUCGGACCGCCGUGCACUCUGAACGUCCGUAACCUGGUGUGGCACGGCUUUCUGGUGCUGGGGCUCGCUACGCGCCCUCUGCGGGGACGCCGUGCUCUGUCAGCUCUGCGACCUGCUCGUGUGGCCGGCCGGGCCGCGGCUGCGCGACCGGCUGGCGCACGGCGAGGUGGAGCCGGCGCGACUGCCGGCGCCGCUGGCGCACCAGCUGCUCUGGCUGGUCGGUCAGCUGCUGGUCACCACCGCUGACUGGGCGGAGCGGCAGCCGGCGCCGGCCGGCGGCACAGCGCAGCACUCUGGGGACGGGGCCGAGCAGCUCUAGACUAGCAGCGGCUCGUGGUUAACUGGUCCGACCUGGAGCCAGCCGGCCAUCAGAGAGCUGGAGGCAGCUGAUGAUUGUGAAAUGAGUGAGUUGGACAGCUGUGCCACGCUGUCAGACUCCCGUCGACUGCGACGAGUGUGGGACUCGCACGGGCUGUGUCACUGACCAAAAUACUCUUUUUAUGUGUGGUGACCGGUCAGACUAUUUGACACAGACUAGCCAGGGUGUGUCACGAACUUCUGACAGUGAACGCCAGUCAGUGCUUAGAUGUGGGGACGCGUCCAUCGAAUCGAGCGACGCUGAUGCACCGUGUGACAGUGUGCGUUUUCCGGGCGAGUUCGUUGCGCUGUGUGCCGGUCGUGCGCGGGACUGGUACCACCCGUCGUUCCACCAGUUCUCAGUGCUGCAGCGCGCCGUGCGCGAUCUCAGUGCCGCCGCCGAGGAGACUGUGCGCCGCGAGGUGCCGCCCGAGGACCGGCCGGCGCUGACCCGGCUGGAGCCGCUGGCUGACGGCGCGCUGUCGCUGCGUCCGCCGACCCUGCGCCGGCCGCGCCGGGAGGCCGAGCUGCAGCAGCUGGUGGUGGCCCUGGACGGCGCCUGCCCCCUGGUGGCGGGUGGCAGCUGCGGGAGCCACGUGACGCCGUCUGCGCUCUCGGCAGCGCGCCAUCUGGGGCCGCAUGCAGACCGCGUUGCCAGAGCUGCGUCGUCUGACGUCGGGUCUGCUGCGACUGGUGACGCGCCAGAGGACGCGCUGGUCACCGCCGCGAGCCCGGAUCGAGACGGACACGGAGACAGUUCCGAACGGAGCCUCCCUCACCAGGUCUCUGAAUGGAGCUGCGUUCCGGUGGGCGGCUGGCUGCGCUCUCUCGGUCUGGCCCAGUACGCCGACGCGUUCGUCGCCCGCUCUGUGGAUGGCGCCCGGCUUCUGGGGCUCACCGAACAGGCUAUGGAAGACGAGCCCGACGUCGGUCUCGACGUGGCGACCUCGAAGCCAGCGUGUUGGGUCUCGGCUUCCCGCCACUCACCGGCGGACCUUUCCGCUUCGUGGACCGCAUCGGUCCCGCACAGCUAGUCAAGGACAUGGAGCGCUUCGCCGUCGUCAGUGGCGUCGGCUUCGAGCCGUGCCUGACCGUGCACUACCAGGCCGCUAGCGGCACCAAGUUCUGUUCGGCCGGGCCUCGUGUAAUGUCCACAUGUGAUGACCGAGAGUAUACGCAUGUGAAGCCGCUCCGCGCGUGUGCCAGCGCUGGGCGUGUUCAGUUUCACAGUUAAUAUAUAACCCUGGUGAUCAA
Molecule: messenger RNA, 3174 nt
Organism: Amphibalanus amphitrite
Lineage: Eukaryota; Metazoa; Arthropoda; Thecostraca; Balanomorpha; Balanidae
Exons: 7
Coding region: 2064-2954 (296 amino acids)
Molecular function (GO): protein binding
Source: RefSeq, a predicted model, not a curated record